AUGAAGACAACCACCGCGCUCGCAGCCCUCGUCGGCACCGCCGCUGCCGGCGUGCACAAGAUGAAGCUCGAAAAGGUCCCUCUCGAGCAGCAGCUCUCAGCUGCUAGCAUCAAUGACCACGUCAACGCUCUGCGCCAUAAGUACACCCAGAAGCUCCUCGGCGGCCCUUCUGAGGACAUCUUCCGCCACACAGCGAUCGAUCUGGAGAAAGGGCCGCACGAAGUACCUAUCGAGAACUUCCUGAAUGCUCAAUACUUCUCUACCAUCGCCCUCGGAACUCCCGCACAAGAGUUCAAGGUCAUCCUCGACACCGGAAGCAGCAACCUCUGGGUCCCAAGCUCCGAGUGCGGCAGCAUCGCGUGCUACCUGCAUCAGAAGUAUGAUUCAUCCUCUUCGUCGACAUUCAAGAAGAACGGCUCCGAAUUCGGCAUUAGAUACGGGUCAGGAGAGGUGUCGGGCUUCAUCUCGCGCGAUACAAUGCAGAUAGGCGAUCUGAAGGUUAAGGACCAGCUGUUCGGCGAAGUCACCAACGAGCCAGGUCUUGCAUUUGCCUUCGGCCGAUUCGAUGGCAUUCUCGGGCUGGGCUACGACACGAUCGCGGUCAACAAGGUUCCGCCUCCAUUCUACGAGAUGGUCAACCAGAAGCUGCUGGACGAGCCUGUCUUUGCGUUCUAUCUCGGCGACACCAACUCUGGCGAGGAGUCCGCUGUGACCUUCGGCGGCGUGGAUAAGAGCCACUACACUGGCAAGCUCACCAAGAUCCCUCUCCGUCGCAAGGCCUACUGGGAAGUCAACCUUGACGCCAUUACCUUUGGGGAAGACAGCGCCGACCUGGAGAACACCGGCGCUAUCCUCGACACGGGCACGUCCCUCAUCGCCCUGCCCAGCACUCUUGCCGACCUGUUGAACGCCAAGAUUGGCGCUAAGAAGGGCUUCAACGGACAGUACACGGUCGACUGCAGCAAGCGCGACAGCGCGCCAGAUAUGACCUUCACUCUCUCCGGCUACAACUUCUCCAUCACCGCUAAGGACUACAUCAUGGAUGUGCAGGGCUCCUGCAUUUCCGCUUUCAUGGGCAUCGAUUUGCCAGAACCAGUUGGACCACUCGCUAUUCUCGGAGAUACGUUCCUCCGCCCUUGGUACAGCGUCUACGACCUCGGCAGCGACUCCGUUGCCCUCGCUCGCGCGGCUUAA
Messenger RNA from Cyphellophora attinorum, 1194 nucleotides. RefSeq names its product Vacuolar protease A. The record is from RefSeq and is a predicted model, not a curated record. Gene Ontology annotation, biological process: proteolysis. Gene Ontology annotation, cellular component: fungal-type vacuole. The transcript has 3 exons. The coding region runs from base 1 to 1194 and encodes 397 amino acids. Gene Ontology annotation, molecular function: aspartic-type endopeptidase activity. NCBI's taxonomy places the organism in Eukaryota, Fungi, Ascomycota, Eurotiomycetes, Chaetothyriales, Cyphellophoraceae.